This is a messenger RNA of Paralichthys olivaceus (Japanese flounder), 1189 nucleotides long. It is a transcript of the gene cldn15la, whose product is annotated as claudin 15-like a. Gene Ontology annotation, molecular function: structural molecule activity. Gene Ontology annotation, biological process: cell adhesion; bicellular tight junction assembly. The record is from RefSeq and is a predicted model, not a curated record. NCBI's taxonomy places the organism in Eukaryota, Metazoa, Chordata, Actinopteri, Pleuronectiformes, Paralichthyidae. Gene Ontology annotation, cellular component: plasma membrane; bicellular tight junction.
AGAGCCACAGACGUCUCAUUAACAAGAAGUACGGAGACCAGAGCGUCCAACGAUCCAAAGUGAAGCCCUGACUCCAGGCCCUGUGACCUCUUCACAUCGUUACACGUUUUAAAGGCUUCUGUUUGUGUUUCACUCCCUCGGAGGGUCUCUGCUGUUUUAUCUCAAGAGUUUUCUGGAAAAGUUGUCAUCAUGUCGACGGCUGUGGAAGCGACCGGUUUCAUCAUGUGCAUUUUCAGCUGGCUGGUCGUCGGAGCCUCGCUGGCCAACGACUCCUGGAAGAUAUCCUCCGUCUCCGGCUCCGUCAUCAUCUCGCAGAGGCAGUUUGAAAACUUGUGGCACUCCUGUGCUGAAAACAGCGCCGGUAUCGCAGAGUGUCGGGACUUUGAGUCGCUGCUCGGCCUCCCCAUUUACGUGCAGGCGUGUCGCGCCCUUAUGAUCAUCUCUCUGCUGCUGGGCCUCUGCUCCAUGAUCGUGGCUCUGCUCGGAGUCAAGUGCAUCAAGAUCGGCUCAGCCACCGACCAGUCGAAGGCCAAGAUCGCCUUCACCGGAGGAAUCCUCGCCGCCCUCGCCGGUCUGUGCUGUAUGAUAGCUUGUUCCUGGUACGCCUACAGAGUCGUUCAGGACUUCAACGACCCCUUCUACGGUGGCGUGAGGUUCGAGCUGGGUACUGGUCUGUUCCUGGGAUGGGGAGGAGCCUCUCUGUUCAUACUGGGCGGAGCUUUUCUCUGCACCGCCUGCAGCCGAGCAUCAGCUGGAGACAAGAAAAGAGGUUACUAUGGAAAACCACCACAGAAGGUUUACACCGUAACAGCAAAGUCAGAUCCAGAUACAGCCAGAGCCUACGUCUAAUGACACACACACACACACGCACACACACACACACACAGACUGUACUACCUGUGCUCUUAUAUUGAAGGUUCCAACCUGUAACCGUCCUGAUUAUUUUAAACUGUUAUAACAAAGAUUUCUCAUUGUUCAGGUUGUUUGAAACUACACAAACACACACUUCUUCACAAAGUGCCCUCUGCUGUGCGUCCGGCAGCAUUUUGACCGAUGUCUUAGGAACUAGAAAGUUUUUUUAAAGAGUUUUGUGGUGAAAUUAAGAAACGUUGGGAAGAGAUGAUUGUUGCUGAGACGUUCUAACGUUUGUUUAAUUCUGUUUGGAAUGAAUCUCAUUCUCUGAAUAAAG